This is a messenger RNA of Entamoeba nuttalli P19, 333 nucleotides long. Its product is annotated as SNARE domain containing protein. Gene Ontology annotation, molecular function: SNAP receptor activity. The transcript has a single exon. Gene Ontology annotation, biological process: intracellular protein transport. The coding region runs from base 1 to 333 and encodes 110 amino acids. Lineage: Eukaryota; Evosea; Mastigamoebida; Endamoebidae. The record is from RefSeq and is a predicted model, not a curated record. Gene Ontology annotation, cellular component: membrane.
AUGUCUGCCCAACAAGAAAUGGAAUUAAAUGACUACAUGAGAGAAGAGAAUGAUUUUUUUAUUGACAACGAAAAGAAAAGACAAGAACAAAUCAUAAAAAAACAAGAUGAACAAUUAAAUAAGUUGAGUGAAAAUAUUAAUACAGUCCAUGAAGUUAGUUUAAUUAUUAAUGAUGAAAUUUCUCAACAAGACCAAAUUAUUAAUGAGGUUGCUGAUAAAGUUGAUCAUACUGAUUCAAGAAUUGUUUCAACCAGAAAAAAAAUUGACCAAGUUAUAGAAAAGAGUAGUAGUUUGUUUAUUUUAUAUAUCUUUUCAAAUACUAAAAUAUCCUAA